UAGACGAUGUAAGAGGUCAUUUUCGAGUAUAGUUUGUGGAUCAAAAAAGUGAAACUAGAAAGUUCCCUUUUGGUUGAAAGUUGAAACUUCCAGAAGUUAUCCUUUUAAAAGUAUCAAUUCUUACAUGCACACUAGUCACCUUAAGAAAAGGCUUAUAAAUAGAUUGGCGUAGUUCCAUCUUCCUCAUCCUCAAACCUUGAGUCUCUUAUUCUUCUCGUCGACUAUUAGCAUAAAAACUCGCUGUAUUUUCAACAUUUUUCAUCACCAGUUUCUCACUCAAGCAAAGGGAUUGCCGUAUAAGAUAAUGGAUGUUGUGAAGGGUUUGGUGCAAGAAAGGCCAGUGGUUAUCUUUAGUAAGACUAACUGUCCUGUGAGCCACUCGAUGAGACAGCUCAUCAGUGGCUUUGGUGCUAAUCCUACUGUAUAUGAACUCGAUCAAAUGCCAAAUGGACGAGAAAUCGAGAGAGUCUUGCAGAUGAUGGGCCGCAGACCCAGCGUGCCCUCCAUCUUCAUUGGUGGAAAUUUUGUUGGGGGGCCUAAUGAUGUGAUUAGCCUUCAGGUGCAAGGCAGACUUGUACAAAUGCUGAUGGAUGCCGGUGCUAUUUGGGUCUGGAAUAGGAACUAGCUAACUUUAUCCAGGAUGUUCGGCAGUUAGAAGUAGAAUAAGAGAAAUAGGUCCAAUUUUAUAGAGGACUUGCAUAUUAUUACUAAUGCUAUAGCUAAGUUGUUGGAAAUAAAGUUUCUUCUUCAGUGCCUUACUUUUCCAUGCACAAUCAUCAUUGAAAAAUAGUGUUUUUCAAUGAUCUAAUCAAAUUCUCCUCCUGUCACAUGAACAAAAAGUUUACUUAUAAUGAAUAUUAGUUUUUACAUCUGGAA
Molecule: messenger RNA, 876 nt
Organism: Beta vulgaris subsp. vulgaris (sugar beet)
Lineage: Eukaryota; Viridiplantae; Streptophyta; Magnoliopsida; Caryophyllales; Amaranthaceae
Product: monothiol glutaredoxin-S6
Exons: 1
Coding region: 305-625 (106 amino acids)
Source: RefSeq, a predicted model, not a curated record